Alternaria alternata is the source of this 1550-nucleotide messenger RNA. Its product is annotated as phospholipase D/nuclease. Bases 50 to 1459 code for a protein of 469 amino acids. Gene Ontology annotation, molecular function: catalytic activity. The record is from RefSeq and is a predicted model, not a curated record. NCBI's taxonomy places the organism in Eukaryota, Fungi, Ascomycota, Dothideomycetes, Pleosporales, Pleosporaceae. The transcript has a single exon.
CCCAUCAAUAGCACCGACAUCUUUGCAGAGAGUAACAGAGUGAAGCUCCAUGGCGCCUGUAUCAUCGUCCCCUGCUGUGUCCAGCUUCAACGAGCCCUUUAUCUCGGCCCUCGAUGUCGCUGCGCCUAACAACGCCAAUGAUGAUCCGAACUACUAUGCUCGUUAUCCGCGCUCACUGAUCACGACCUCUCAUCUAGACGCCUUCAUGACAGGCACCGGUUCCACCAUCUACAAAUCUUUAGUACCCCUGCUUGAGUCUGCCUCCCAUGAGCUCAUUCUCGUCACCUGCUUCUGGGCCAGGUCCAAGACCCUCGACACACUCAAUCAGGUUCUGAGAAACCUGUCUGAAAAGGCCAUCCGGAGAGGGACAGACAAGAUCAGGGUUCGACUAUGCUUUUCUUCCAGCUCCGUCUUCCAGAAAUUAUUCCACAAGCAAGCUACUACAGGCCAGACGUAUUCACCGUCAGCAUGGAUCAAGAAGCUGGGCUUACCUGACCCAUCUGAAUUGAACGGACUGGACCUUACCAUCAAGUCUAUCUUCAUUUUACCAUUCUCAGUCAUGCAUCCAAAAUUCAUCCUCAUCGACCGGAAAACCGCAGUGUUACCGAGUUGCAAUAUCAGUUGGGAAGAAUGGUUCGAGGGUGCUGUCACCCUCACAGGACCUGUUGUCGAACAGUUUCUCAAGUUUUAUCGCACUUUUUGGGAGCGGCGAGAGGAUGCUCCAACCACUCUCGAUGCUCCUGAAGGUGUCGCAGUCAAGCUCCACGAUGCAUUGACAUCUUCGCAAUUAUUGUCGGCUCGGGAUAUACACACCAUUUUCCUUCCAAGCCCGCACCAUCGUAAUCCACGCUUUAGCUUCACCGGAGCUCAGGAUGCCCUUCAAGCCCCGCCGACUCCCUUGAAUGUUUUCAUACUCACGAUUUUCGCAAAGGCCGAAAGAAGCAUUCGUAUACAGACACCAAACGUGACUGCACCACCCGUCCUAUCCGCAAUACUUCGAGCGCUUGCCCGUGGUAUUGACGUCCGGAUCUUGACCUCUGAACGUCUCAUGAUACUCGAGCAAUUAGUUACAGCAGGUACUACAACCUCACGUUGCAUCAAGAAGCUCAUCAAACGCUAUCAGCAGCUGAGUCACAACGGUGGUAACCCAAACGACGAAGAGAUGGCUAUAGCGACUCCCAAGCCUGGUCACCUACAUGUAGCGUACUUCGAGCCGAUCGGCGGGCCUAAAAAGAGGGGUAAUGAGGUGGGGGAGCCUCAACAGUCGCAUCUCAAGAUGACCAUAGUGGACGACGAGGUGCUUGUUCUGGGCUCUGGGAACUUUGAUCGGGCGAGUUGGUUCACGAGUCAAGAGUUGGGUGUUGCUUUCUUCGACAAGGAAGUGGUCAAGAAGGUUGAGAGUGCAGUUGAUCAAGGUACACAAGGGAGAAGUAAAGUAGUGUUUGACAGUGAGCGCUAAUUUGGAUCGCGUAAGACGGUCUAUGUCUAGCAAGUUGUAUUGAGAAAUAUAGCGGUGACCCUCAUACACAUUCCUUUGCACUUGUUUUCCG